AUGGACGACAUUUUAGAAAAGCCAAAUUCAGAAUUACGGCCCUCCAACGUUAAUUCUCCGGAAGAUGCAGGACAGUCGUCCGAUGAAGAUGACGGCGGCCCGGAUUGGACAAAAGUGUCGGGUCUCGCCUCUUUAAGCUCGAGCAAGCCAUCUAUCCCCAAACGCGGCGAUAAAGAGUUCGAGCCUGCUGGUGGUGUGGAUGGAGGUGGAACUGGUACAAGUCUACAGCAGCAUAAACUCGACCGUGUACGCGCAGCGAUGUUCAGCGCGCUCGAUGUAGAACGGACUAUAUCUAGUAAGACAGUCAGCUACUCAGAGUGGUGUCGCAAUAUCUCUCGUGCGCGUAUUCUCAGUGGACGAGGAAACUACCUCAACACCUUGGGACACAAUGUACCGCGCGAGUAUCGAUCUGGUUUCGAUGACCAAAGUUCACAGAACCGGAAAAAGGAGAAGGAGGUGGUGCUACUACCGGAGGAGGCUUUGUACCUCAUCGAGCGAGGUAGCAUGUUCUGCUGGUCUCAGAUUGACGACACUAUAGAGGAUGAGGGCACCCCCAUGAGUCUCCAGCAGGCGUACGCAGAAAUGAUCGGAAAGGAGGAUUUGACAUUGGAGCGCUAUCAAGUAUAUGCGUACCUGAAACGUCUUGGAUAUACGGUCAUUCGCGCACAAGCACCGAGUCGCUUUUAUGUUACUGCUCCACCGUUUUCACCUCGAUCCAUACCUCUAAAACGGUCUGGGAAAUGGUCUCGUGUCUUGGAUAUCUUCCUAUUACCAUUCAAGAAAAUGUUUAGUCUUUUUGCAUCUAAGUUUGACUGGUGGAGACCGCUGAGGACUGAUCGUUGUUUCCACCGUUUCUUAUCCUUCUCAUCUGUUUUCUCGUCAUUACGAUUCCUCAAAUCCGGAUAUUCACAUCCGCUUCCGCCUUUAAAAAACGCGAAUUCACCAUACGAGGUCUUUUUUCAUGUGUACAAACCCGCAACGCCAUAUCGCAAGACGGCACCCCCUCCACCUGACUAUUCUGUCAUUGUGGUCAAUGGACGAGAGACACCAAUGCCUUCACUUCAUGAGCUAUGUUCUCUUUUCGAACAACUGCCUGAGCUUCCACCACCAGUUCCUCGGAAGAAGUUCAAUGCGACCCAGCAGAAUAGUUCAUCUUCGAAAAAUGGUGAAAGACCCCAAGGUCAGACUGCGGUACAAGCGUCGCAUCCACGCUCGUUAUUCAAACAAAUAAGGAACUUCUUACAACGCCUUUUCCCAUUCUUUACUGUGGUUGGAGGAACUAAAUCAUUGCCAGUUCCUGUUCGUAAUCCAAACCCAUUCCAAACGUUGAGGAUGGGGAAAAAGAUGAUCGUAGUUGCAUCUGUUGAUUCGGGCAUGAUUAGUUUCUUCCGCUUCUGUCAGGGCUCGUUCGAUGAAUGGCCUAUGAUUUAAC
This is a messenger RNA of Fomitiporia mediterranea MF3/22, 1432 nucleotides long. RefSeq lists its product as uncharacterized. The record is from RefSeq and is a predicted model, not a curated record. The transcript has 5 exons. Gene Ontology annotation, cellular component: tRNA-intron endonuclease complex. Bases 1 to 1431 code for a protein of 476 amino acids. NCBI's taxonomy places the organism in Eukaryota, Fungi, Basidiomycota, Agaricomycetes, Hymenochaetales, Hymenochaetaceae. Gene Ontology annotation, biological process: tRNA-type intron splice site recognition and cleavage.